CACACGGACGUAUUUCACUGAAAGCACGCAAGUGUCGUCAUACGAUGCUAACUGUUAGCUUCAUGUAUGGAGAGCUCUGUGAUACUGUGCAGCGAGAGAUAGAAAAACCGCAGCUGCUGUUUAUCCAAGACGCUAUUUGGUUUUCAUAGUAAGUGUCCCUCCGUGUUUGAACUCGUACAGAGGCAGCGGUAUCGUGGACUGCACCGUGCCAUUCGUUAGCCGAGUGCUAACAACAGUGACAUCAACCUGCAUGCCUGUCGCAGGGCUGUCAUUUCUACUGACAAGUGAACAACAGGGAUCAGAGAGAGACUGACAGUCCCCAGCAGACACCAUGGAGUUCCAGGCGGUGUUGAUGGCAGCGGGUGGGGGGUCUCGUAUGACGGAUCUGACCUAUAACACCCCGAAAGCCAUGCUGCCCGUGGGCAACAAGCCCCUCAUGUGGUACCCGCUCAACCUGCUGGAGAGGGUGGGCUUUGAAGAGGUUAUUGUGAUCACCACCAAGGAGGUCCAGAAGAUGAUGAGCGCAGACCCUAAAAUUAAGCAGGAUGUGAAGAUGAAACUGGAAGUGGUGUGUAUCCAGGAGGAUGGAGACAUGGGUACCGCUGACGCUCUGCGACAUAUUCAGCCGAAGAUCAAGACGGACAUCCUGGUGGUGAGCUGUGACCUUAUAACAGACGCGGCACUUCAUGAGGUGGUUGAUCUGUUCAGGGCCCACAAUGCAACACUGGCCAUGCUGAUGAGCAAAGCCCAUGAAUUCACCGAGACAGUCCCGGGGCAAAAGGGCAAGAAAAAAACAGCGGAGCAGAGAGACUUUGUCGGUGUGGACGAAUCAGGGAAGCGGCUGCUGUUCAUGGCCAAUGAGGCGGACCUGGAGGAGGGGCUAUCAAUCAGGAAGUCCAUCCUGAGGAAACAUCCCAGAGUGCACAUUAAAACAGGCCUAGUGGACGCACACCUCUACUGUCUGAAGAAAUCAGUGGUGGACUUCCUUACUGACAACAAGUCCAUCUCAUCGAUCCGAGGUGAAUUGGUACCUUAUUUGGUGCGGAAGCAGUUUUCCAAAACCAUCAACGGUCAGAAAACCAAAGACGAUGUGGAGGAUCAGAACCAGAAAAAGAGCGACAGCAGCACCAACCUCGAGCUCCACAUCUCGUCUCGGGAUGAGCCCCUCCUCCAGCUCGCUCAGGAGCGCUCCUGUUGGAACGAUCACCGCGGCGACAUGAGCGAGGCUUAUCACGGAGGGAAGCUGCGUUGCUACGUCCACAUCAUGGACCAGGGCCUGUGCUACCGCGUCAACACUCUCGCUGCUUACAUAGAGGCAAACCGACUUGCCCCAAAACUGUUUGAGGAGCCAGUAGUCCAUCCAUCUGCUGUCACCUCAGAGAGAUGUCAGAUCGGAUCAGACAGUAUCAUCGGAGCGUCAUGCCAGGUAGCAGAGAAGACUUCCAUAAAGCGAUCCACCAUUGGAAACUCCACCACUGUAAAGGAGAAGGUCAAAGUCACCAACUCGAUCAUCAUGCACGGGGUUACCAUCGAGGAGGGGUGUAAUAUCCAGGGCAGCGUGAUCUGCAGCAAUGCUAUCAUCGGCCGAGGAGCAGACCUCAAAUACUGUCUGGUGGGCAACGGACAGCGGAUAGAGCCAGAAGCUGAAAAGACUAACGAGGUCAUCGUUGGAACCGACCAACUGAUGGAAAUCUAGCACCCAUGGGACAUGAGUUGCAUCAUCCUGUUAACCAAUAAGAGAGCAGCAAACCACAGAGGACAACUAAAUAUCAGGGCGAAACAGCUUCUGACCGACUGACCAAUCAGAAGUCUGAUUGGUCAGUCGGUCAGAGGCUGUUUAACAGUCUCACUCUCUCUCUCUCUGUAUAAGCUUUUUUUUCUACAUUGUGUCCAAAUAAAAGCAGGUCUGUUCCCCAUGAA
Myripristis murdjan (pinecone soldierfish) is the source of this 1920-nucleotide messenger RNA. RefSeq names its product eukaryotic translation initiation factor 2B, subunit 3 gamma (gene eif2b3). Gene Ontology annotation, biological process: cytoplasmic translational initiation; biosynthetic process. NCBI's taxonomy places the organism in Eukaryota, Metazoa, Chordata, Actinopteri, Holocentriformes, Holocentridae. The transcript is spliced from 12 exons. Gene Ontology annotation, molecular function: guanyl-nucleotide exchange factor activity; translation initiation factor activity. Bases 332 to 1696 code for a protein of 454 amino acids. Gene Ontology annotation, cellular component: guanyl-nucleotide exchange factor complex; eukaryotic translation initiation factor 2B complex. The record is from RefSeq and is a predicted model, not a curated record.